Molecule: messenger RNA, 2526 nt
Organism: Morone saxatilis (striped sea-bass)
Lineage: Eukaryota; Metazoa; Chordata; Actinopteri; Moronidae
Product: phosphoribosyl pyrophosphate synthase-associated protein 2
Exons: 11
Coding region: 207-1280 (357 amino acids)
Biological process (GO): purine nucleotide biosynthetic process; 5-phosphoribose 1-diphosphate biosynthetic process
Cellular component (GO): ribose phosphate diphosphokinase complex; cytoplasm
Molecular function (GO): ribose phosphate diphosphokinase activity; magnesium ion binding
Source: RefSeq, a predicted model, not a curated record
UUUGUACGUCCAUCAAACUGUACAUUGGCAAGCAGUCGGAGUGAGGGGAACAGGUUGAAAAGAGCAGGAGGCUUGUACAUUCAUAUACUGUUGGUUGCAGAUUGUAACCGGACCCAACACACAAGCUGGAAGGGCUCAGCGCAGCGUGGGUGCCCAGGGAUCCACUGCCUGAGUGCGGGGAGAGCAGCGGCCGACACCCCAGCGACAUGAACCACACCAAGGGCGGCCUGGUCAUCUUCACUGCCAACUCCCACCCCUCCAGCCGCGAGCUUGGCAAGAGGAUUGCAGAGCGGUUAGGGGUGGAGCUUGGCAAGGUGCAGGUGUACCAGGAAGCUAACAGAGAAACACGGGUGCAGAUCCAAGAGUCGGUGCGAGGCAAAGAUGUCUUUGUGAUCCAGACAGUGUCCAAAGACGUGAACACCACCAUAAUGGAGAUGCUGAUCAUGGUGUACGCGUGCAGGACAUCCUGUGCCAGAAGCAUCACAGGCGUCCUUCCCUACUUUCCCUACAGCAAGCAGUGUAAGAUGAGGAAGAGGGGCUCCAUCGUCUCCAAGCUCAUUGCCUCUAUGAUGUGUAAAGCCGGUCUCACCCACCUGAUUACCAUGGACCUCCAUCAGAAAGAGAUUCAAGGCUUCUUCAACAUACCAGUGGACAAUCUGAGAGCCUCCCCCUUCCUGCUGCAGUACAUACAGGAAGAGAUUCCUGACUACAGAAAUGCUGUGAUUGUGGCCAAAUCCCCAGCCUCUGCCAAAAGGGCUCAGUCGUUCGCUGAGCGGCUGCGUCUGGGUAUAGCAGUGAUCCACGGUGAAGCUCAGGACGCAGAGUCAGACCAGGUAGACGGGCGACACUCCCCACCCACAGUCAAGACCACCGGAGCCAUCCACCCCAGCAUGGAGAUACCAUUGUUGAUCCCUAAAGAGAAGCCUCCCAUCACUGUGGUUGGAGACGUAGGAGGACGCAUCGCCAUCAUAGUGGAUGACAUCAUCGAUGAUGUCGACAGUUUUGUGGCAGCAGCGGAGACGCUGAAGGAAAGAGGGGCCUACAAGAUCUUCGUCAUGGCAACCCACGGUAUUCUUUCCUGUGACGCCCCCAGGUUCAUAGAGGAGUCGGCCAUUGAUGAGGUGGUGGUGACCAACACGAUACCCCACGAGCUCCAGAAGCUUCAGUGUCCAAAGAUCAAAACAGUCGACAUCAGCAUGAUCCUGUCGGAGGCCAUCCGCCGCAUCCACAACGGAGAGUCCAUGUCCUAUCUGUUCCGCAACAUAGGAGUGGAUGACUGAACAACCUGUCACACACACACUUACCAUUUGCCUUCGGAUCUCUUCAGAAACAUUGGGGUGAAUGUCAAACACUGAAAUUGUAUCAUAACAUACAAAUAUAAAUGCUAACCCUUUCCUUUGAGUUCAGCUUAACAUAGACGAUGACUCAACAUACACUCCACUAACUAGUCUUGUUCCAUAGCUGUGACUGAACACACAUUGCUUACCCUUCCAAUGGCUGCCCUCUUGUCAAACAGUACACACCUCAGUUGUGUUUUUACUCUCAUCUCUCUGAGUCACCUCUGCUUCUUUCUACAUUUUCCUCCGUAUGUGUUAACAUAGAAAUUAAUGUGGAUGUUAAAUCUAAGUGUUAGAACAUGAUAUUUGUGAGCAUUGAAUGUCUCUUGCAGUACAAUCUCCUUUUAUUAAUAUUAUCCGAAAGAGAGUCAGUGCCUUCUACAGGACAUACUCCAAACACACAGGCCUUCACUGCUCUGACAUCCAGCUGUGUGUCCGCUAAUAGAGCUAAUUCAGAAUGAAUCCAGGAAUAUGCAGGUUCAGAGUGCAUGUUUAACGCUCCGUCAGGUUUUUGUUUAUUUAUGGUAGUGUGUGAAUGUUCUACUAAUAUAGUUAGUCAGCUAGCCAUAUGUCUGUGUGGUUGCCAUAGCACUUAGAUGCUGAUCUGGUGUCAAAUCUACUAACUGCUAAACUGAACUGGAAUUAAUACAGGAACUAUUUUCUCAGUCUGGUUAAUUGGAUUGUUAGAAACAUUUUAUGACAGUGCACUUAAAAACAUGUCUUCAUGAGUCAUCCAUAUAACAUUGUGUGCCAUUGUUUUAAUGCCUGCUUGCAUUUUCUAUUUGUUCACGCCACAAAUGAGCAGUUCUCUUCCAGCUCGAGGACUCGAGCAAAAGCAACUCACAAAUAAACUGAUUUUCUUAAUCUACCAGUUCCACAUUAGAGCUCAGUUUUACUCUCUGGGUAGAAGUGGAAGGUUCUUAUUAAUCAUUUGGAAAUGGGUAAAUGAAUCCUCGACCCUGAGAUAAUUAUGAAAGAGACUGAUGAAUUUACACACAUUCUACCUGAGUUUCAAAAAACAAGAAUUUCCAAACUGCAGCUAAAGCCGGGAAAGUAAAUUGAAAUGCUGAAUUUCUGAUGCGCAAAACUUGACUGAAGCAGGUCUUUGUCACUUUACCAGAUAUGUUCCAAAAAUGUUUUGUAUUUAUUUUCAGCACUUAAUAUGAAUAAAUACGACCUAAAAAAGGUA